Alternaria conjuncta is the source of this 1332-nucleotide messenger RNA. RefSeq lists its product as uncharacterized. Gene Ontology annotation, cellular component: transcription export complex 2. The record is from RefSeq and is a predicted model, not a curated record. Gene Ontology annotation, biological process: transcription elongation by RNA polymerase II; poly(A)+ mRNA export from nucleus; post-transcriptional tethering of RNA polymerase II gene DNA at nuclear periphery. Lineage: Eukaryota; Fungi; Ascomycota; Dothideomycetes; Pleosporales; Pleosporaceae. The transcript has 4 exons. Gene Ontology annotation, molecular function: RNA binding; double-stranded DNA binding. Bases 1 to 1332 code for a protein of 443 amino acids.
AUGGCCGCCAUGCAAGCUGCACUCGUGCCUUUCCAUCAGGCACUGGCCAGUGGCCUUGCGCAACCCGUCGCAGACUUCUUCAGUCCAGUCGCACCCGCGCAUGACCCUGGCCGGCUAUACGACUUCUACCGCGCAUCCAGCGACGAGAAGAUUGAAGGCGAUGUUGUUUAUGCGCUCGAACAGCGAAUGAACCCCAAAAAGGCCAAGGCUUCUCCCUGGGUUGAUAUCAUUGCUACUUAUUGGCGCGCUGUCAAAGAGAUCAUCAAGACCGACGAAGCAGCAAAUCAGGGCAAGCUGAAUGAGCGUCAAUACCUGGCAGUGUACGAUACGUGGAAGGACCUGACGAGCAUCUUCAUCAAGCACAUAUCUGGUGGACUGCUACCAGCAUGGGCCAUAUUCACCCUGUACUUCACUGCAAAUCAUCUUAGGAAGAUAGCAAUCAAAGCAGACGAGCAAUUGGCCAAGUCGAAACCAGCAGCUCUCAACACCGGCUACUCAGACGAUAUCGUGAGCACAGCACCUCAGAAUCAGAAGCUUGAAGAAGCUGCGCGGGUAUUCAACAGGAUCUUUGCCCUUUGUCUUGGUGACAGGAACCCCGACAUGUCACAAUCGCGAAAGUGGGGUGUAUAUUGCAUAGCCAAUCUUCAGUUCAAGACGUAUUUCAAAUUGAAAGCAAUCAGCUUAUCCAAGAACGUUGUACGAUCGAUCGAAGCACAGUCCGACCUACCUACAUUCGAGCUAUACCCGCGAGCGCAUAGAGUCACAUACAAAUACUAUCUUGGGGUGCUGGCGUUCCUGCAGGAAGACUACGCCAAGGCAGAAAGCAGCUUGCAGCAGGCGUGGGAAUCUUGCUGGUCAAAGUCGCAACAAAACAAAUCCCUACUCGCCGAAGCCCCUCGUCUAGAACGCAUUUUCGGCCCCCUCGUAUCCUGCAUAAAACGAGGCGAUCUUACGGGCUUCGACAAGGCACUGGCAGAAGGCGAGCCCGAGUUUGUCAGGCGGCGCAUCUUCCUUACUCUGGAGCGGAGCCGCGACAUCGCUUUGCGCAACCUUCUCCGAAAGGUUUACCUUGCUGGUGGCUUUGACGAUCUCAAAGAAGGACAGACGGAGAAGGACCGGAUACGGAAGUCGCGAGUACCGCUAGCAAACUUUGCCGCCGCGCUCAGGAUGGGUAUUGCAGGCGAAGGCAGCGGCCAAGCAGUGGAGGACGACGAGGUCGAGUGCCUAUUGGCAAACCAGAUUUACAAGGGUCUGAUGAAAGGCUAUAUCUCGCGCGAACACGGCAUGGUAGUCAUGAACAAGAAGGGCGCAUUCCCGGGAACAGGGGUCUGA